AUGGACGAUCUUUACGACGAGUUCGGUAACUACAUUGGAGAAGCUGCGGAGUCCGACGAGGAAGCCCAGCAUGAGGAGGUCAACCCCCAAGCCUUCGCCUUUGACGAGGCUUUUGGAGAUGACGAUGAGGAGGAGGAUCACGAAGCUAACGACCAGCAAUUGAUGGAGGUAGACGAAGGACCCUCCAACGCUGUUAUUUUACACGAAGACAAGCAGUACUACCCAAGCGCACAACAAGUGUACGGAGAGGAUGUGGAAACGUUGGUGCAGGAAGAAGAUACGCAAGCUCUGUCGGAGCCUAUCAUCGCGCCGGUGCAACAAAAGAAGUUCGCGAUCGAAGAAGCGGAAUUGCCCCCGGUAUACUUUUCGCGCGAGUUUAUGACAGAUCUCCUGAAUUUCCCGGAUCAAAUAAGGAACGUCGCGAUUGUCGGUCACUUGCAUCACGGAAAGACCGCGUUCAUGGACAUGCUUGUCAACCAAACACACGACCUGAGCGAACGCCUGGAAAAGCGAGCGGGUACGCGAAAGGAGGAGCAAUUGCGGUACACCGACGUCCAUUUUCUGGAAAGAGAACGGGGCCUCUCUAUCAAGUCAGCUCCCAUGAGCUUGGUUCUGCAAGGCACGAAGGGGAAGUCUCACCUGUUCAACAUCUUGGAUACCCCGGGACAUGUCAACUUCGUGGACGAAGUGGCUUCCUCUGUCAGACUCGCUGACGGUGUGGUGCUCGUCGUUGAUAUCGUGGAAGGUGUCCAGGCCAACACCGAGCAGAUCAUCAAGCAUGCGGUGCUAGAAGACAUGCCCCUGACCUUGGUUGUGAACAAAAUGGACAGAUUGAUUCUAGAGCUGAAAAUCCCCCCUAACGAUGCCUACUUCAAGCUCAAACAUGUGAUUGAGGAGGUGAACACCGUUAUUGAGAACGUUCUACCCGGUCAAGGCGAGAAGAAGCGACUGAGCCCCGAGAGGGGAAAUGUUGCUUUCGCGUCUGCCUCCAUGGGCUGGUGCUUCACUCUGCAGUCUUUCGCCAAAAUGUAUGCGGAGACGUAUCCUCAGAUUGAGACUUCGGAUUUCGCGCUGCGGUUGUGGGGAGACAUCUUCUUUAACCCCCGAAGCCGAAAGUUCACCCGCAAGGGUGUCGAAGAGAACUCCAAGCGGAGCUUCGUCAAGUUUGUUCUGGAGCCCAUCUACAAACUCUACUCCCAUACGAUAAGUGAGAGCCCAGAGGAUCUGAAAGAAACCCUGGCCACCGUUGGUAUCAAUUUGAAGCCUUCACAACUCAAGUCGGACGCGAAGGUACUGCUCAAUCUCGUGUGUGAGCAGUUCUUCGGCCCUGCGACAGGAUUCGUGGACAUGAUCAACCAACAUGUGCCCUCUCCAGUCGAAGGCUCUACGAGGAAACUAGAGAGAUACUACACCGGUCCACUCGACACGAAGGUAGCAAACGCAAUGACGGCAUGCAGCUCGGAUGGCCCACUGGUCAUUCACGUCACAAAGCUCUUCAGCAGUACAGAUGCAUCCACCUUCAACGCUUUUGGACGAGUAAUGAGUGGAACGGCCCAGCCUGGCCAACAAGUUCGAGUCCUGGGAGAGGGUUACACCCCGGAGGAUGAGGAAGAUAUGGUGAUUGCAACGAUUACUGAUACUUGGAUUGCUGAGACAGCCUACAACAUUCCCACCAGCGGUGUCCCGGCGGGUAACUUCGUUCUCUUGGGCGGCGUGGACAACUCGAUUGUGAAGACGGCGACUCUGGUUCCGCUCAAACUGGAGGAUGAUGAGGAAGCUCACAUCUUCAAACCCAUUCGGCAUAUGACGGAGUCGGUGUUCAAGGUUGCAGUGGAGCCGGUGAACCCAUCCGAACUGCCCAAGAUGCUGGACGGCCUUCGCAAGGUCAACAAGAGUUAUCCACUGAUCUCAACGAAAGGAGCGGGCGAGCUCUAUAUGGAUUGUGUGCUCCACGACCUUCGGCGGCUUUACUCAGAAAUGGAAAUCAAGGUGUCCGAUCCUGUAACACGGUUCUGCGAGACUGUGGUCGAGACGUCAGCCAUUAUGUGCUAUUCCAUCACGCCAAAUAAGAAGAACAAGAUCACAAUGAUCGCAGAGCCGCUGGAUGACGGCAUUGCGGAAGAUAUCGAAAGUGGACGAGUCAGCAUCAAGGAUCCCAUCCGCAAAGUAGCCCGGUUCUUCGAAGAGAAGUAUGACUGGGACAAGCUCGCGGCACGGAGCAUCUGGGCCUUUGGGCCGGAUGAAAUGGGUCCCAACAUAUUACAGGACGAUACGUUGCCGUCACAGAUCGACAAGAAGCUCCUUGGGAGCGUACGAGACUCAAUCACGCAAGGUUUCAGCUGGGGUACAAGGGAGGGUCCUCUUUGUGAAGAACCAAUCCGGAACACGAAAUUCCGGUUGACCGAUGUUUCCCUCGCCGACCAAGCCAUCUACCGAGGCGGCGGUCAGAUCAUUCCCACGGCGCGCCGCGCCAUCUAUUCUUCAUUCCUCAUGGCCUCUCCUCGCUUGAUGGAGCCUAUUUACUCUUGCACAAUGACGGGACCCGCGGAUGCUGUCGCAUCGGUGUACACUGUGCUCUCACGCAGAAGAGGCCAUGUUCUCUCCGAUGGACCGAUUGCGGGAACUCCACUCUAUUCCGUCCGUGGCCUGAUUCCGGUCAUCGACUCAUUUGGGUUUGAGACGGAUCUGCGGAUCCACACUCAAGGACAAGCCUCGGUGAGUCUUGUCUUUGACAAAUGGAGUGUCGUUCCCGGAGAUCCGCUGGAUCGUGAGGUCAAGCUGAAGCCACUGGAGAUGGCACCGGCGAUGGCCACGGCUCGAGACUUCGUGCUCAAGACAAGAAGACGAAAGGGAUUGGCGGAAGAUGUUACGGUCAGCAAAUUCUUGGAGCCUGAGCUCUGGAAGGGAUUGAAGGAGAGCGGCGUUCUGGAUUCAUAA
Messenger RNA from Aspergillus terreus NIH2624, 2937 nucleotides. RefSeq names its product 116 kDa U5 small nuclear ribonucleoprotein component. The transcript is spliced from 5 exons. The record is from RefSeq and is a predicted model, not a curated record. Gene Ontology annotation, biological process: mRNA splicing, via spliceosome. Gene Ontology annotation, cellular component: U2-type catalytic step 2 spliceosome; U4/U6 x U5 tri-snRNP complex; cytosol. NCBI's taxonomy places the organism in Eukaryota, Fungi, Ascomycota, Eurotiomycetes, Eurotiales, Aspergillaceae. The coding region runs from base 1 to 2937 and encodes 978 amino acids. Gene Ontology annotation, molecular function: GTPase activity; U5 snRNA binding; GTP binding.